This is a messenger RNA of Panicum virgatum (switchgrass), 2054 nucleotides long. RefSeq names its product CBS domain-containing protein CBSX6-like. The coding region runs from base 382 to 1695 and encodes 437 amino acids. The transcript is spliced from 3 exons. Lineage: Eukaryota; Viridiplantae; Streptophyta; Magnoliopsida; Poales; Poaceae. The record is from RefSeq and is a predicted model, not a curated record.
GCUUCCCCCACCCUUCCCCUGCGCGGCCACCGCACCUCAGCGAAGCGCUCGGCCGUGUUUCUCUCGUCUCGUCUCGUGAACUCGUCUCGCUCCCUCGCAUUCGCAUCGCCGCCCCUCCCAUCGUUCAGCGCUCGUCGGACUCCGCCGCCCGCAAGGCCGCAAUUCCCCCCCUGCCCCCGGCUUUUAAUGGGCUUUCCCUCCCACCGACAUGGCCGGCGAUCCCCGCACCCGCGCCGCCGGUGACCGCCCCGCCUCCCUCUCCCUCGCCGCCGCCGCUGCAGGAGGCGGACCGAGACCCAGCCUCGGCCCCUCCAGCCUCCUGCUCCAUCUGCUCCUCCUCCACUCGCUGUUAUAGCCCCGUCAGGGUCAGGCGCCCCGCACAUGGCCGCCGUCUUCUUCCACCACGUCGUCGGCGACCUCACCGUCGGCAAGCCGGAGGUCGCGGAGCUCCACGACACCGACACGCUCGACGACGCCGCGCGCGCCAUCGCCUCCAGCCCCGAGGGCGCCGUGCCGGUCUGGCGCCCGCGGGCCACGCCCGACGACCCGCCGUCCGGGGCCAGGUUCAUCGGGAUGAUCUCCGCGCUCGACAUCGCCGCGUUCGUGGCCGCCGCGGGGGUCGGGGACCGGGCCAUGCGGGCGGUCGUCGGCGAGGUCGUGCAGCCCAACCCCGUUUUGCUCAGGGAGAUCGAUCCGGGUACCAGCCUUUCCGUCCAGUGUUUUAAAGGCGACCCAAGGCGAGCUGGGUAUGCUAGGCGACAAGGCGUGGCUGUUACCCAAGACAAGCUGGGGCUGCCUAGGCUGAUUGAUGCACUGGAGCUCAUGAGGCAUGGAGUGAAGCGCUUCCUUGUUCGCAAGAGUGGGAGCUGGAAAGGCAUUACCAAGAGGUUUUCAGUGCUUUAUAAUGGCAAAUGGCUGAAGAAUAUGGACUCAACUUCUCCAAACGCAGCCAGCAGCAGCAGACAGCUGUCCUCAUCUAUGGGUCUUGCAGACAAGUUUUGCUGCCUCUCAAGGGAAGAUGUUCUCCGGUUUCUAAUUGGAUGCCUUGGCGCUCUUGCGCCCAUUCCACUGACUCAGAUAUCUUCCCUCGGAGCCAUCAAUCCACACUAUAGUUAUGUAGAAGCAUCUGCGCCCGCCAUGGAAGCAAUUGAGAAGAUCCCUCAGGACCCAUGUGCCGUUGCUGUAGUGGAAACGAUGCCAGAUGGAACUCGUAAGAUACUAGGAGACAUAUCUACUUACAAACUGUGGAAAUGUGACUAUAUUUCAGCAGCAUGGGCGCUGGCAAACCUGUCAGCCGGGCAGUUUGUCAUUGGCGCUGAUGAGAAUGGAUCCAUGUCCAUGUCUGUCCUCCCGGAGCCUCCUGUCAGCCCAUCAUCACCAGUGGAAGAGAUCAGUCCCGGGCGCUCACCCAGGGCGAAGAAGUUCAGCAGCAGGAGUAUCGGUUUCCAGGCGAACCAGAUGUCUGCGUGGCGGAUGCGGAGCUCGUUCCACCGGGGCAGGAGCACACCGCUGACCUGCAAGAGCACGAGCACCCUCGCGGCGGUCAUGGCGCAGAUGCUGUCUCACCGGGCCACGCAUGUCUGGGUGACGGACGUGGAGUCGGAGGAGGAUGGUGUUCUCGUCGGCGUGGUGGGCUACACCGAUAUCUUCAAUGCUGCCACCCGGAGCACCUGCUCCAGCCCGACAACUUCCUGAUGGCUUGAUGCACCGCACCGUAUUGUACAGUAGACUGUACUUGGCUGAUCCGUUGGUGGUCGCCCCCAGGUGCACGCUUUGCACCGAACUGUAAACUGCACUUGGUUGGUCUGUUGGUUCGUUUGGAGAGUUUUAGAUAUUCUUGGUCUACAUAGCGCAAGACUUGGUGGUAUAUUGUUGCAUUCGUUGGACGGUUCAAAUAAGGACUGGGACUUGCCUGGGAGUCCACUCCAUUCUGCUUGCUCCCCUGCAGCUGCCAAAUGUACGUAUGGAUGUUACCUUGCUUUUUCCAUGUAUAGAGUGUAGUUGAGUUCCUGUGCAUGCUUUGAAUCUGAUGUGGUACAAAAUUCAGACUUCCA